Diprion similis is the source of this 1394-nucleotide messenger RNA. RefSeq names its product CD82 antigen. Lineage: Eukaryota; Metazoa; Arthropoda; Insecta; Hymenoptera; Diprionidae. The record is from RefSeq and is a predicted model, not a curated record. The transcript has 7 exons. Gene Ontology annotation, cellular component: membrane. Bases 389 to 1327 code for a protein of 312 amino acids.
CCUCCGAGCCCCACUACUUCCUUCCUGUAUCCGGUAUGUCGCGCUCCAGGGAUCGCGCACCCGCGGACUCCCCGGCCCAGCUUGCCUCGGUUUCAGUUCAACACCGGCGUUUCCUACGUGCUCAAGUUCGCAGUGGUCGUGAUCCCCGUACACGAGUUGAAACCAGUGAGUUUAAUCCGAUUACCAUCGUUUUAGGCGCCAUUUCGCAACCCAAGCAAACAUCCGAAGGACAAUUAUCGGCUUAAGCAGAAGAUUUUUAGAAAUGAAAACACUGAGCGUAAUGGGUACCAUCGAUGAGGACUUGCUUCAGCAGUUGGGCACGCGGUAAAAAUAAGGAUCAAACCAUGACCAUUUCCAAACUUUGACUAAAAUCUUACGCCAAGCCAAAAUGACGGGGAAAGGCUUGACUGCUUCCAAAGCCUUCUUGUGCUGCUCUAACAUUGUAUUCCUGAUCUCAGGAUUCGUCCUGAUCUCGCUAGGGGCACUUCUACUUGCUGACAACGAGCGAAUCCUGCUAUCGCGUCUAUUGGGCCCCGGCGAUGCAACCCCUGAACAGCCUCUGUUUUACUAUUUGGCGUUCGCCAUUGUAGCAUUGGGAUUCCUGAUGGCUGCUACCGGACUUCUGGGUUGCUGGGCGUCGUGUCUCUAUAACCGUUGCGUAACCGUAACCUACGUAGCCCUGAUAAUUCUUUUACUCCUCGGAGAAUGCACUGUUUGUGUAUUGGCCGUGUUUUGGCCUCAUCUACUGGGUGUGGACGUCAGGACCGCGCGUCUUGUUCGGGCUCUACAACGCAGCUACGCGGUGGCUGGGCGAGAUCAAUUCACCGCUGCUCUUGAUCUGGCUCAAACCGCGUUCUCCUGCUGCGGUAUAAAUGGAAGCAGUAAUUACGGAACAUCUUGGUGGCGCCUCCAAGAAAUUGGUCGUCGUGAUCUGGUUGUCCCGCUGACUUGUUGCAUGCUGAACAACACGCUCCAGUCCGAGGCCUUCCUGAAUCCAGAACCGACGAAUUUAACUUUGUGCGAAACCCUGAAUCCAGCGGAGCAUCAGAAGGCUCGACAUACUCAGGGCUGCAUUGGACCGUUAGAAAAAUGGACUCAGGAUCAGGCGCUCAUUUUGCUUGGAGUUGGACUGGCGGUUGUUCUAGUUGAACUCUGCGCUUUACUCAGCACCUUUUUCGCCUGUUCCAAGCUCCGGAAGGAGGAUAAGCCACAGCCGUCAACCUAUACGUCAACGCGUGCUCUUGGAACAUUCAACGAAGCAGAUCACGACUACGGGAUAGAGAACAGAAUGCACAUGGCGGGGACAACUUUUGGUGCCAAGUCAUGAAGGCGGCUAGGGGACAGCGAGAUCGAGGGGACAACAAGGACGGAAGGGGUGCAGACGGAGCCGAGAG